Molecule: messenger RNA, 2260 nt
Organism: Nicotiana attenuata
Lineage: Eukaryota; Viridiplantae; Streptophyta; Magnoliopsida; Solanales; Solanaceae
Product: glutamyl-tRNA reductase 2-like
Exons: 3
Coding region: 217-1893 (558 amino acids)
Biological process (GO): tetrapyrrole biosynthetic process
Molecular function (GO): glutamyl-tRNA reductase (NADP+) activity; NADP binding
Source: RefSeq, a predicted model, not a curated record
GUCAAUAAUUCCCAACCACUGUCUUACAAUUCAACCAUCAUCUAUCGAUUUGGUCAAAAAUUUGCCACCAAAUACCCAAUUAUAUCAUCACACCAUUCAACAAUUUUUUUAUACCAAACCCAUUCUUCUCUGUCACCUGCUCCGAAUCUCAAUAUCAAAUCUAGGUUUCGGAGUUCUCUCGCAAUAUCCGCUAUUGUUUCUCAAAAUUGCGUUUCAAUGGCGGUAGCGAGUGGCUUUGCGACUACUUUUGCAGGUGACAGUUUUCAUUCUGAUAAUUUAAGUUCUACGUCUUGUUCUUCGUCUUUUUCUCCUUCUGUGGAUUGUUUUCGUCAUCAAGUUAGAUUUUUCGUGAACCGUGGAAAAAUUAAGCCGUUGGUUUAUUGGACGAAAUCGCAUUCGUUGAGACCUAGAUGUGAGGUUGCUUCGAACUCGGUAGUUAACAAUGGUGAAAAGGGAUCUAAAGCGUCGAGUCUUUCAGCUUUGGAGCUUCUGAAAACAUCUGCGGCUGACAGAUAUUCAAAGAGUAGCAGCAGCAUCAUGGUUAUUGGACUUAACAUUCACACAGCACCAGUUGAAGUGCGGGAGAAAGUCUCCAUCCCAGAAGCACAGUGGCCUCAAGCAAUUCGUGAACUAUGUUCCUUGAAUCAUAUAGAGGAAGCUGCUGUAUUGAGUACUUGUAACAGAAUCGAAAUAUAUGUUGUGGCGCUGGCCCAAAAUCGUGGAAUUAAAGAAGUGACUGAGUGGAUGUCUAAGUUUAGUGGAGUUCCAGUUACAGAGCUUUGCCAACACCGGUUUUUGCUAUACAAUCAAGAUGCCACACAACACCUCUUUGAAGUAGCUGCUGGGCUAGAUUCCCUUGUCCUAGGAGAAGGUCAAAUUCUUGCACAGGUCAAGCAGGUUGUUAAGAACGGACAGGGAGUCCCUGGCUUUGGUAGGAAAAUAAGUGAGCUAUUUAAGCAUGCAAUCACAGCCGGAAAGAGGGUUAGGACUGAGACCAAUAUUUCCAGCGGAUCAGUAUCAGUAAGUUCAGCUGCAGUGGAGCUUGCUUUGCUGAAACUUCCAGAGUAUUCUUCUUCUACUGCCCGCGUGUUAGUAGUCGGAGCAGGCAAGAUGGGAAAGCUUGUGAUCAAACAUUUGGUUGCUAAAGGGUGUAAAAAGAUGGUUGUAGUUAACAGGACCGAGGACAGAGUUGCUGCCAUCCGUGAGGAGUUGAAGGAUGCUGAAAUAAUAUACAAACCUCUCUCAGGAAUGUCAUCAUGUGCUGCUCAGGCUGAUGUAGUAUUCACCUGCACUGCUUCAGAGGCUCCUAUAUUUGUAAAGGAGAGUGUUCAAGCACUUCCUGAUGUGAACUCUGGAUUUGGGGGACAGAGGCUAUUUAUCGAUAUUUCUGUUCCUCGGAAUGUGGAGCCUUGUGUCUCAGAACUCAAAGGUGCAUGUGUUUACAAUGUGGACGAUCUUAAAGAGGUUGUGGAAGCUAAUAAGGAGGAUCGGUUGCGGAAGAAAAUGGAAGCUCAGGCCAUCAUUACUGAGGAAGUGAAACAAUUUGAAGCCCGUAAAGACUCCCUUGAGACGGUUCCAACUAUCAAAAAGCUCAGGGCAUAUGCUGAAAGAAUUAGGGCUGCUGAGGUUGACAAGUGUUUGUCAAAGAUGGGUGAUGAUCUCCCCAAAAACAAGAAGAAGGCUAUCUAUGAUCUCAGUCUAGGGAUAGUGAACAAGCUGCUACACGGACCAAUGCAGCAUCUGAAAUGUGAUGGAGCUGAAAACCGAACUUUAAGUGAGAUACUUGAAAAUAUGCAUGCCCUUAACAGAAUAUUUGGUCUUGAUACAGAGAUUUCUGUAUUGGAAGAGAAGUUACGAGCCAAGAUAGAACAAAAUCAAAAGCAAUCUUCUUGAGGUUGCUUUGCCAUUGAGAAUUCUUUAAUUAUUUUUCCCUCAUGAAAAGGUCAACAACUUUCGGCUAAGUUACUAAUCAUGGUUUUAGAUCCAUGUUUUCUGGGAGGGUUUGCUAGUCUUAGCUGUGUCAAAUUAGAGAAUAAUUGAUCUAGUGGCCACUGAGUUAAAUUCCGGGAAAUUAUGAAUUUUUUUCUAGGCAUGAGGUAGCCAUUAUUAGAGGAGGGAUUCUCUCCGAUGGUGAGAAAGUCUGUUUUACAGUUGCAUUUGUAUUUGUUACACUCAUUUGUUCCAGAGAAAAGUAUAUACAGUAAUACAGAUAUCUUGAAUCCUGAUGACUCAUAUAUCAAGUUCAUGAGGGUUUUAUGAA